Messenger RNA from Striga asiatica, 507 nucleotides. The record is from the annotation of a GenBank genome assembly. Lineage: Eukaryota; Viridiplantae; Streptophyta; Magnoliopsida; Lamiales; Orobanchaceae.
AUGACAAAACAACUCACUUCAGCGCAUGCUUUAGGUAGAACUAGACGACCUAUUCGACCCGCAUCACUUGCACUCAAAACCUUCUCGAAUAACGGAACAAUCCUAGAGUUCGAGCUAGAAAAUAACUACAGUGGCCUCGCGACACGGACCUGUGGAAUGGAAUUCGGGUUUGUAUCCAAACCUGCUGCAAGAACAGGAAUCGGUAGCCUCGCUGGCGAGGCCUACACGACAGUUGAAAGGAAGAACUUACAGUGCUCGGUUUCGCAUUUGACGAAGGAGAACACAAGCUUAUGCUCAAAUCAGUCGAGACUAACGACGACAUCAUCGCUCGAUUUUGGGGGGACCAUCGUUUCGAAAUCCUGGUUGGUGCCAUUUUCUGCCGAAAGAUCACAUGCUUUGUCUCUUUCCUCAGAAGGAGAUUUAGAGCAGCCUCUGCAAUUCACGCCACCUGUGUCGAUCAGCUCAAACAACGAACUAGAUGCAAUGCAACCACAAUGGAGACUCUGA